AUGUGUGGAGGCCAUUCUAUAUUUGCUAUAGGGCAUGAUACAGUUGUUUGCUUACUGGAUACUAUAAAUGUCAUGGGAGUUGAACCACAUAUGGUGGUGGAGGAGGAGGAGGAAGAAAGUGGUAGCCAUAGUGUAGAGAAGAGGAAGACGAAGAAAAAGAAAACAAAAGAAAAAAAACGAAUGGCGAGUUUUGAAGGAAAAGUUCAAUUUUCUUCUCUUUCUAAGGUAGAAAAGGAUAAGAAUUCAUACCCCAAUGUUGGGGACUAUGAUGAUCCCUUAUGGCCUGUGCGGAAAGGUGUGAAUAAUAAUGAAAUAGUUGCGAAAUCCUCGAAAGAAGAGUAUGUUACUUUCGACUUUCCGUUUGAUUCCCAAGAUUACCUUGAUGGUUCAACUGAUGAUCCUUGUAUUUCUGCAAAUUUCAAUAGGCCUCCAGAGGUCAACUUGAAAAACGUGUUAAGUGGGAUAGUUGCGAUUAUAACUGGGCAGAAUAAAGACCCUGGUGGUUGUGCUUCUGUAAAUAAAGAAGUGCCCAGUUCAAAUGUUUCCUUUCUGGGAUCGGGAAAGAAUGGGGACACGUAUUUGCACUCCUCCGUAUAUAUUCCGAGUGCCCCACCACUUCUCGAGCCAAAUGGGUUUAAUUAUACCGUGUACAAAGAGGUGUUGGAAGCCGAACCACCUGAGUGGUUGCCGGAUAGUUCUACUACAGUUUGUAUGCAGUGUACUGCUCUCUUUACAGCGGUUACUCGUGGGAGGCAUCAUUGUCGUUUUUGUGGUGGGGUUUUUUGCAGAACAUGUACUAAAGGACGGUGUUUGCUACCAGUUAAAUUUAGGGAGAGGAAUCCACAGAGGGUUUGUGAUGCCUGCUAUGAUAGGCUUGAUCCUUUACAAGGUGUUCUUAUUAAUAGCAUUAGCAAUGCUAUGCAAGUGGCAAAACAUGAUGUUAUGGAUUGGACGUGCACUAGAGGAUGGUUGAACCUGCCAGUUGGUUUGUCCAUGGAACAUGAGAUAUACAAAGCAUCCAAUACACUAAGAAGCUAUUGGCAGGUUUCUAGGCUGAAUCCUGAGAAGUCCAUACCCUUAGCAGUUCUGAAAGGAGCCAAAGGCUUGGCAAUCUUAACAGUUGUCAAAGCUGGUGCAAUAGUUGCUUACAAACUUGGCACUGGUUUAGUCAUUGCUCGGAGAUCAGAUGGAUCAUGGUCUGCCCCAUCUGCAAUAUGCUCAAUUGGUUUAGGAUGGGGUGCUCAGAUUGGGGGUGAGCUCAUGGACUACGUAAUUGUCCUCCAUGAUCACAAAGCUGUGAAGACAUUUUGCAGUCGCAUGCACUUUUCUCUUGGGGCGGGUUGCAGUGCUGCAGCAGGCCCUGUUGGGAGGGUGUUGGAAGCAGAUCUCCGUGCUGGUGAUAGAGGAUCUGGCAUGUGCUAUACUUACAGCUGCAGCAAAGGGGCAUUUGUGGGAGUGUCACUUGAAGGAAACAUUGUAGCAACGAGGAUGGAUACAAAUCUAAAGUUCUAUGGUGAUCCUUAUCUCACUCCUGCUGACAUUCUUCUAGGGACUGUGGACAGACCUAAAGCUGCAGAACCUCUAUAUGCUGCUCUUGGAGAACUGUACUCAAGUCUACGGCAUUAG
This is a messenger RNA of Dovyalis caffra, 1626 nucleotides long. The record is from the annotation of a GenBank genome assembly. Lineage: Eukaryota; Viridiplantae; Streptophyta; Magnoliopsida; Malpighiales; Salicaceae.